GUAGUGGCCAGGCUGGAGGAGAUUAAAUACCAGUCGGACCAUCUUCAUUCCUUGAUUAUCAUCACUGGCCCAAGGUGAGAAUAAACACCAGAAGACCAUGCUCUGCUUCCGGGCAAUCAUGCUGGUGGCCCUGAUCCUGGGUACUUCUGUUCCAUUCACUCAAGCAGGACCCUAUGGCGUGAACAUGGAGAACAGCAUUUGCUGCAAGGACUUUGUUCGGUUCCCCGUGCCUUUGAAGUUCCUGACCAAUUUCCACUUCACCUCCAAAACUUGCCGAAGACAAGGAGUGAUCCUGACAACAGUGAAAGGUCGUGAAAUCUGUGCAGACCCACAGAAACUCUGGGUGAAGCAUGUCCUCAAGCAUCUCUUAGAGAAGAAUUAAGGAAGGUUCCAAACCAGCUAUGGAAGCACCGAGGGCCUCUCUUUCCAGAUGUUGUCCCUAGUCGCCUCCUGCCUAUCCAUUAUGAGGAAUCAAUAUCAAUAGAAUUGCUGCAUACAGUGUUGGGCCAUGCCCAGAAGAUAUAGGCUAAGGUCCACAGGACCCACUCAACCAAUCCGACCUCAAUUUUAAAGUCUUCCAAAUAUAUCUGCCAUUUCCCACUACUCCUCUUGAUUUUUACCCCGCUUCCCCUUCUAUCACCCUUAACCUGGAUGUCCAGGGCCAUCAUAAUCACUACCCUCUUCUCUCCCCAUGCCAAAAUGCCCCACUUCCUAGCCCUUUCCCCUCCAACCUUAUGGCAAGGGUUCUUAAUUUUCAUGUGUGUCCUGGACCUCAUCUCAGUAUGAUGGUUUUAAAUGCACAAAAUAAAGUAUGUAGGAUUACAAAGGAGACCAAUUAUAGUGAAAGAAUUAUCAAAAUAAUUUUUAAAAUAUUCAAAGACUCUAAGUUAAGAACUCUUGCUUCAUAAUAGAAAAUGAUCCCUCCUUCCUUCCCAAAAUCAUUCCCUCACCUGACUAAGCCCUGAAACAGAUGAUUGAAUAAUUAAUGCAUAAGUGUGAAUGACUUAAUGAGAGCUUGAGAUGUUUACAAGAAUGCCACCUCACCUCUCCUCCCACCUCCAGCCAAGAUUUAUAUUUUAAAAGAGGACACUAAUUAAGCCAAAGAAGCAAAUAUCUAAUUGCUGGUUUAUUUUAAGCACCUUAGGCACUUGAAUGGGAGAGAUUUUCUUUUUGAAAGGGUUUGAGUGGAGUUUGACUAGGACCUUUUUGGUCACAGGGUUCAAAUCCUAGUGCCUUCUGGAGGAUCUUAGGGGUCCUAUGACUGAAGAGAGUAAAUGAAAGAAAUAUCAGGGUCUACAAGGGCUCUCUGGGACUGGUUAGGCCCUUCAUGAAGGCCAGAAAGAUAAACUAGAGAGCCAGCACUGAGAUCCUGACUGUGACCUGAAAACAACUAGGAGAAUGACUAGGAAGGGAAAGGUCUAAUUUCAUAGGUUUAUAGGAUUUAGAUCUGAAAAGGACUUUGGAGAUGAUCCAGUCCAUUUUAUAGAUGAAGGUGUUGAUUUUUAGAAAGGUGAAAUGAGCUAGGUUUCAAAUCCCCACCCUCUGAUGCCGUGCUAGAGGUUAAGGCUGGCUCAGCUGGCAGGGCUAGAUGGGCUUUUAUACCCUGCCACUCCUUCAGUGUGUAUUUGGUCAUUACACACAGGCCCCAGCUUACCUUCUUUCUGGUGCUCUCUCCCAGUCCUACCUCUGGUAGUCUUCCUGUAAGAGGCAACCUACAGGGCAGCUAGGUGGCAUGGUGGAUAGAGCACCACGCUUAGAAUUGGGAGGACCUGGAUUCAAAUUUGACUUCAGAAACUUCCUAGCUAUAUAGUCAGAUAGUCACUUAAUUCCAUUUGUCUGACCCUUAUCCUUCUGUCUUAGAAGUAAUAAUAAGGCAGAAAGUAAAAGUGUUUAAAAAAAAAAAAAGAAUCAGUCUACCGUAUUGUUAAGAGCAUUGGAAUCAGAAGACCUGAAUUUGAACCUUGGAUUCAGUGCUUAUUAGCUACGUGAUCCUGAGCAAAUCACUGACUCUUUAAGUUUCCUCAGCUAUAAAAAUGGAGAUAAUGAAGUCUGCACUGCCUAGUUCACAGGGCUGUUGUGAGAAAGGCACUUUGUAAACCUUAGAGCACUAUAGGAAUGGCUGUUGAUAUAGUACCUUCCUGCCAAAUGGCUGCCCUGCUCUCUCCCUUCUCCAUCGCUCAUUCUUGGAAUGGUCCCAAUCCCCUCACACCCACCUUUUCAUCCAUCUCUUUUUUCCAAGACCCAGCUCAGGUGCCAGCUCCUUCAACAAGACCUUCGAUUCCCCAGCAAAAAAAUUCGUUUCCUGAAUCUCUCUUGAAAGAUCGAAUGCACUUAUUACAACUGAUAUUAGAGUUGUCUGUGUUCUGGCUUAUUUCUCACCUUCCUUCCCGUCCCCACUCCUAUGUGUUCUCCACCAGAUGAUAAAGUCCUUGACAGAACUAGAAGUAAAAAGCUUAGGAAUGCAGUGCUGGUCCUUGCUUGUAUUCAGUGAGUUGUGUUCUUGGGAAAGGUGGGGUUGAUUAGAAUCACAGAAUUUCUGGGCUGGAAGCAAUCUUAAAGACUGUAUAAUGCAACUCUUUCAUUUAAUAGGUGAGGAAAUUGAGACCCCAGUAGUAAAGUGACUUAUCUAAAGUCACAUAGAUAGUGCGUAGCAGAAUAGGGAUUUGAACCUAAGACCUCUGACUCCAAAUCCAACCUUCUCAUAGCUCCCCUUCAGUUUACAGAGGAGGAAAUUGAGGCCCAGUGAGGCUUAAUGGCUUUUCCAAAAUCAGAUAUGAAAUUAGUGGUAGAGCUGGAGUUUGAAUCUCACUAUGUGGAAUAGUAGAAAGAAUGCUGGACUUGGAGUAUGGAAACUCAAGUUCAAAUCCUGCCUCUAACAUUUACUAGCUGUUUGACCUUGAGUAAGAAACUUUUUUUUUUAACCCUUACCUUCCAUCCUGGAAUCAAUACUGUGUAUUGGUUCCAAGGCAGAAGAGUGGUAAGGACUAGGCAAUGGGGGUUAAGUGACUUGCUCAGGGUCACACAGCUGGGAAGUGUCUGAGGCCAGAUUUGAACCCAGAACCUCCCAUCUCAGCCUGACCACCCCCCCACUGAGUCACCCAGCUGCCCCCGUGAGAAAAAUUUUUUAAAUUCAACUUUAUUUUGUUUUCAGCUCUAAAUUAUCUUCCUCCCACCUCCUUCCCUUUUUCUGAGAAAGAUUAGCAAAACCCAUGACAAACAUGGAUAGUUAAGCCAAACAAAUUCCUGUAUCAGCUAUUAGCUAAGCAUACGCACUCAAAUACAAAUAGCUACAUAUAUAGAAAUCCAUAUAUAUCAACCUGCCCUCUGAGUCACUCACCUGCGCCUCUCUAUCUUGGGCAAACAGCAUGUUUCAUAAUGAUUCCUCUGGAACUGUAUCUUAUCACUGCACUGAUCCGAGUUCUUAAAUCUUUCAAAAUUGUUUAUCUUUACAGGAGUUGUAGUAAUUAUAUAAAUUGUUUUCCUGUUUCUGCUCACUUUACUUCAUGUCAGUUCAUACAAGUCUUCUCAGGUUUCUCUGAUACAUCCCUGAGUAAGAUACUUAACACCUCAGUGCCUCAGUUUCUUCAUCUGUAAAAUGAAG
Monodelphis domestica (gray short-tailed opossum) is the source of this 3601-nucleotide messenger RNA. RefSeq names its product C-C motif chemokine ligand 22 (gene CCL22). Lineage: Eukaryota; Metazoa; Chordata; Mammalia; Didelphimorphia; Didelphidae. Gene Ontology annotation, cellular component: extracellular region. Gene Ontology annotation, biological process: chemokine-mediated signaling pathway; positive regulation of cell migration; eosinophil chemotaxis. The record is from RefSeq and is a predicted model, not a curated record. Gene Ontology annotation, molecular function: CCR chemokine receptor binding; chemokine activity.